Molecule: messenger RNA, 2241 nt
Organism: Bathycoccus prasinos
Lineage: Eukaryota; Viridiplantae; Chlorophyta; Mamiellophyceae; Mamiellales; Bathycoccaceae
Exons: 1
Coding region: 1-2241 (746 amino acids)
Source: RefSeq, a predicted model, not a curated record
AUGCGUACCAUGGAAAACGAGCUGGAAGAUGCGAGAGCGGCCACUGCGCGAGCCGCUUCGUUAGCAGUACGAAACGCCAAAAAUGCCAAAUCAAACGCGACGAACGAUGAAGAUGAGAAUAAAAAGCACGAUGAAGAAGAACGCUUACGAGCAAAGAAAGAGAAAGAAAUGUUGGAAACAGAACUCGCCAGUUUAAAAGAAAAGUUGCGGAACGCAGUGAAAAAAGGAAAAAGCUACGAGAGCGACGUCGAGCGCUUGACUCGCGAAUUAGCAACCGCAAAAACGACGAAACAAAAUAUAACAACAGCAAAAGGAAAGAAAGGAAAGAAAGGAAAUGCCGGUGUUGUCCCGCCUCCUUUAACAACCGAAGGUUCUUCCGAAAAAGCAAUGGAGACGAUGAAAAAGGAGAAAGAGGAAUUGCAGCGUAAAUUUGAAAGCGCAUCGAAAGAGUUAGAAGAUUUAGUGAGCAAGAACUCCGUGGCUGCGCUCGAUUCGGAAGGAUUGACGCAAGAGCUUACGAUUGCCCGGGAAGAGAAGGUAAAGAGCGAAUCGCAGGCGACCAAGUUUAAGAAACAGUUGAAUGAUUUGACGAAAGAAUUGAAUACCACUCGCGAGGCUUUAAAUUCAACCAAGAAAGAAAUUGUACAGUUGAAAUCUGAGUCGAAACAAUUAACGCUGUCGAAACGCGACAUGGAAGAUCGCGCGACGAGCGCAGAAUCGCAGUUACAAGCGUUGAAAGCAAACGCGAUGAGUGCAAUUGAAGAGAAGCGAGAUUUUGGACGAUCCAACGAGGAAAUGCAAUCAAAGCUCAAAGAUAUGGAAACUGAAGUUUUAAAAUACAAAGAUUUGUGCGAAGAGUCGAAAGCGAUGACGAGCGAUAUGGAAGCGGCGGUAGCGAGGGGUGCUGCAGCUGCCGCAUCGUCAAACGCGAAGGCUUCUGCUGCAGAGAAGGCGAAAGUUGUAGCCGAGAACCAGCUCGCUGAGCUUCGAGCGCAACUCAAUCUCAUGGAUGCUACCGGCAGAGAAGCUGCCGCUUCGAUUGCGCAUCGAGACCGAGCGCGUCAAGCGCAAGAACGCGCAGAGUCCAGAGCUGCUGAAGCAGAGCAAAGCGCCGAGGAAGCAAAUCAACGCGCUGAAAGUGCGAUCCGAGAAGGUGAGGAGCGAAAACGAAAGUUUGCGCACGUACAAGUUCAGUUCAAGGAUACAGAAGAAAAACUUACGAAAGAGAUUGACUCCUUUAAAGAUGAAAUACUCGCGAUGAAACAGUCGCUCUCUCAAGUCGCGUCGGCGAAAAGUGCUGCUGAGGAUCGCGCCGAAGGAGCACAAAAUCAUGCGGACGAAAUUGAAAAAGAACUCGAAAAAGUGAAGAAAGGAGAACAAGAACUGAUAUCUGCGCUCGCUCAAGCGCAAGCCGAAUGUAUCGAAGCGAGAACGAAAGCGAGUGUUUUGGAGGAAAUGGCGGCUUUGCGAAAGAACAAUUUUGAAGCCGCGACGACGGCUCGUGUGCCCCCUUCUUCAUCGCCCAAUUUGACGACGGUGACGGAACCGCAAAAUUCAGAAACAAACCGACAAGUAGAUGCGAACAAUGAUUCAAAAGCAGAAACUGAAGCGAUUCGAGCGCGCAUAUUCACAAUUCUCGGUAAAUUGAAAGGUCAAGUCGAUAGCAACGGCAAGCCUUUGUUGAGCGUGAAAGAAGCGGACCAAUCUAUCUGGGGAUGGCUAGGAACAAAUACGAACGAAAAUGAAACGAAAACCUCGCCGCCUCCCGAAGACGAAGGUAGCUCGAGCGUGGAUGACUUAUUGGUUCACUUGGAAAGCUGGGCGAAUGAUCAGGGCGAAUCAUGGUCUGCCGAGCUCAACGCGCAGUCGCGAAAAGCCGCAACUGAUGCCAUGCGUAAACUCAAAGAGAGCGAGAAAGAAUUAGAAGAACUUCGUUUGGAAUCGUCUCGUUUCAAACAACAAGACGCGGAGCGUUCGAGCGCAACGGUGAAUGCCGCUGCGAAGCGCGCAACAGAGGCUGAAGAGAAGUUGAAUACGCUGAAGAAAAAACUCGAGACGCUUGAACAAAGAAAUAAAGAGUUAACGUGGCAAAUAAGCAUGUACGCUGACAAUGGAAACGCGAUGAAUACAUCGGAUCCAAAGUUUGGAUCGUCUAACAACACUACACCAGCUGUUGGUAUCUUGAAGCAGCUUAUGCUUCAGUGCACUGCGCCACGGAGGGAACAACAGCAACAGCAUUAG